Fragaria vesca subsp. vesca is the source of this 1353-nucleotide messenger RNA. RefSeq lists its product as uncharacterized. The record is from RefSeq and is a predicted model, not a curated record. The transcript has a single exon. The coding region runs from base 1 to 1353 and encodes 450 amino acids. Lineage: Eukaryota; Viridiplantae; Streptophyta; Magnoliopsida; Rosales; Rosaceae. Gene Ontology annotation, molecular function: protein dimerization activity.
AUGUCAUUGAUACUUCGAUGUGUGAAUGUUUCAACAAGUCCAAUACAGGUUGAAGAAUUCUUUUUGGAAUUUUUAAAUGUACAUGACACAUCUGGUCAAGGACUUUUUGAAGAAUUAGUAGCAGUGAUACAAUCAUUAGAUCUUGAUAUUAGCAAUGUGAGAGGACAAGGAUAUGACAAUGGGUCAAACAUGAAAGGCAAGCAUCAAGGAGUACAAAAGAAAUUGUUAGAUGUCAAUCCUAGAGCAUUUUACACCCCUUGUGGUUGUCAUUGUCUGAACUUAACUCUUUGUGACUUGGCGAAGUCUUGUGAGAAAGCACUGGAUUUUUUUGGAGUCUUGCAACGUCUUUAUACCUUAUUUGCAGGUUCUACAAAGAGAUGGCAAAUUCUGAAUGACAAUGUGAAAGGAUUCACUCUCAAAUCAUUAUCCACUACACGAUGGGAGAGCCGUAUUGGGAGUAUUAAGCCUCUUCGAUUCAAUGCUGCUGAAGUAAGAGAAGCAUUAUUGCAAUUGGCAGAAAGUGACAAGGAUCCUAUAACUAAAAGUGGUGCAAAGUCAAUAGCAACUAAUGAUCUGGGAGACUUUGAGUUUUUGUUAAGCAUGGUGAUUUGGUAUGAGAUAUUAUUUGCUUUCAAUAAAGUUAGCAAAAUGCUACAAUCUCAAGACAUGCACAUCAGCGUUGCAAUUGGUGAAGUAAAGGGUUUAAUUGCUUGGCUUGAUAAGUUCAGAGAAACUGGCUUCACAGAUGCGAUCAUUACAACUAAAGAAAUUGCUGCUACAUUGAAUGUUGAACCUGUUUUUCCUGUAAGGCGCCCAAUUCAGAGAAAAAGAUUUUUUGAUGAAAGCAACAGUGGGUCAAUACCAUCAUCUUCAGGUGAGGAAUCUUUCAGAAUGCAUUAUUUCUUAUAUAUCGUGGAUCAAGCUAAGGGAUCAUUGAAAAGAAGGUUUGAACAAUAUAAAUAUUAUGAUGAUAUCUUUGGAUUUUUGUUCACUUCUGAAGCUUUGAAUUCCUUGAAUGAUAAUGAUUUAAGAGCUGCUUGUAUGAAUCUUGAGAAUGUUUUGAGACUUGGAGAGAGUUCAGAUGUUGAUGGAGAAGACAUGUUUAGAGAGAUAAAACUCUUAAGGGAGAUAUUGCCUAAAGAGAAGAUGAUAGCUACUGAUAUAUUGAAUUUCUUACAAGAAAGAAAUUCUUAUCCUGUAGUUAGACUUGCAUAUCGAAUAUUGUUAACUGUGCCUGUGACUGUUGCUUCAGCUGAGAGGAGUUUUUUCCAAAGUUUAAAAAUUAUUGAAGUCUUAUUUGCGAUCAACAAUGUCUCAAGAAAGAUUGAAUGGACUUGCUAUGAUUUCUAUUGA